AAUUACAGACACAAAACACCAAAAAGGAGUCCCCAUUCGAUCUCACUCUUUCUCGCCCAGCAACAACCAUGGCGACUGCAGCCUUUGUGUCUGUAAGCCCUUUCGCCACUUCCACUCCCCGAUCGUCUCCCUCCAUUUCCCAUCUCUCACCUCCUCGAACCAUCAAAUUUCCCACUUUUUAUUCCAAUUUUCUCAAUGAUCUCUCCACCACUGUCUCCCACGCGCCGUCACGUGCUGCAAUUAUUCUCCCUCGAGCAACCGCUACACCGUCCUACGCCGUUUCUUCAAGCACCGUAUUUCACGGCUUCUGCUAUGUCGUCGGAGACAACAUCGACACGGACCAGAUUAUUCCGGCUGAGUACUUAACCUUGGUCCCUUCAAAUCCCAGCGAGUACGAGAAGCUCGGAUCUCACGCCCUAGUUGGCCUUCCUUCCUCUUAUUCCACACGCUUCGUGGAAUCUAACGAGAUGAAGACCAAAUACAGUAUCAUAAUUGCCGGCGACAACUUCGGUUGCGGUUCUUCACGGGAGCAUGCGCCGGUUGCGUUGGGAGCAUCCGGUGCGGUGGCUGUGGUUGCUGAAUCGUAUGCGCGUAUAUUCUUCAGAAACUCGGUAGCGACUGGAGAGAUUUAUCCCUUGGAAUCGGAAAUUAGGAUCUGCGAUGAAUGUAAGACUGGCGAUGUGGUGACUAUAGAGCUCGCAGAUAGCCGCUUGAUCAACCACACGAGGGGGAAAGAAUACAAGCUCAAGCCUAUUGGGGAUGCAGGUCCUGUCAUCCAGGCUGGAGGGAUCUUCGCAUAUGCAAGGAAGACGGGUAUGAUUCCAAGCCAUGCGCAGUGAAGUUGAAUUUAAGAUUGUAGUGAUCGUUUCUUGUUUGUUUGUUGGAGUUAUUUCUCUGCUUGCUACUGAGCUUAGAAUUCUGUAGAACUGUCUGUCUUUGAUAACAAUAAUGAAUCAACAAUUCGGACUGAAUUUAGGAAGCAAAAAUGAUUGCUCUUAGAAUUGAAGUCUGAAAGGAGUCUUGUGUUGUUAGCUUAGCUUCUUUAGGAGGAGGCAUUGUGUCAACAUGUAUUACAUGUUUUGGAAAGUUUGAUUUUGAGAUGUUAUAUUUUUCAGUAUUUGCUUCU
Cucurbita maxima (winter squash) is the source of this 1126-nucleotide messenger RNA. RefSeq names its product 3-isopropylmalate dehydratase small subunit 3-like. The transcript has a single exon. NCBI's taxonomy places the organism in Eukaryota, Viridiplantae, Streptophyta, Magnoliopsida, Cucurbitales, Cucurbitaceae. The coding region runs from base 69 to 839 and encodes 256 amino acids. The record is from RefSeq and is a predicted model, not a curated record. Gene Ontology annotation, molecular function: hydro-lyase activity.